Molecule: messenger RNA, 4531 nt
Organism: Mercenaria mercenaria
Lineage: Eukaryota; Metazoa; Mollusca; Bivalvia; Venerida; Veneridae
Exons: 2
Coding region: 676-1662 (328 amino acids)
Source: RefSeq, a predicted model, not a curated record
UGACUUAUUGUGGCGGUCCAGUCCAGGUGGGGGAAAACAUUGGAAAAAUUAUAUUAGCGCGUUUUGUCGUCUGCUGAAUGCAUUCAACAUGUAAUUAAAGAAAGAAAAACCUGAGAACUUUAAAAGGCCAUAACGGGUCGUAGAAGAAAUUGUUUAACUGAAGUAAAUCUGUCAGAUAAAGGUUUUAGGUAAAUAAAGACACUUUUAUCGACAACGACUUUUCACUUAGAUGUGUUAUAUCUCAAAGACAUUUAGAACGUUUUUAAACUAUCGGAUAAUCAGAAGUGCUUUAAAGCUAAUCUCGCAGGUAAUUUAAAAGAUAACCCGGAGAUAAACACUGGAAUUCAGAGCUCAGUACCGGUAUUCGGAAAUUAUUCAUGUGUUACAAGAAGUGAACUAGAUAACUUAUUACCGACAUAGAAACAACUACAUUUCAGCACUGUAAAUGUGACAUUUCCUUAGACAAUAUUGGAAAUAAAUCAUAUAGUUGAACUGUUAACCUUCAACGAAGUCAUCUGUAAAACAGAACAAAAGUACUUUUAGGAAAAGGUCAUUUAAACACCACAUUUAGAGUAUACCUACGAACAGAAUACCAAACAUUCUGCAGCUGUGUGAUCGUAAGAGACUUUACAAUGUUGUAACUGUACGGGACAUGCCAAACGUUCCUACAGAGUCAUGCCACCUGGACUGAUUGGUUCUGAACUGUCGGCAACACCACCACAGUAUCUACAAUCAACAAUGGAGGAAUCGUCUUUAUUUCCACCCAUUUCAAGAAAAAGUGCCAUAUCUCUUGGAAGUGAAACUGAUCCAAGCGAUUAUAUAAAUCACAGUGCCCGGAAGUCACACACACGUGGGAGUGUUCCGGUGUCACUUUCGAGUACUCCAUUGAAAUUUCCCACAAUCGACCGCGCCAACUCAACAAGCAUUGCUAGUUUACCUGGUUCCCGUUCCACGCGACAUCGAUCAAUGACGAGGGAUCUACGGUCGUCAUACUGCCGGUCACCCAGCUGCCCGUCAAAUUUAAACAUUCGAAGGGAUUUUAAUAACGUAGACGCAAACAUUUUUAACAGAUUAGAAAAUGCGAGUGAAAGUGACUCAAAUGAAUCAACUGGAAGAGAAGAGAAAGGAAGUGUAUUGCCGAGUAUAUUUUCAAAAGACUCUAGUCCACGUGCCGACAAAUCAACUGCGCGUCGAGAUAAGAAAAAGGAUAAAACAAACUCUCUUUCUGUUAAGAGAACAGAAUCUUUUAAGCAUCCAGUCCACCAGGUGGCUGACCAAUCUUACCUACAACAGUCGUUGCCUAACACAAACCGGGAAAUAGAACAACGCCAAGGUCAAGCGACGGCCCUUCUUUUACCUAUUCGCAAUACCACACAAACAAAUAAAAAGAAAAAGAAGCGGCGCUCGCGAAUUUCAUCAGACUCGGAUGCCGACGCGUUAGAGAAUACGCCGCGAAAUUGUGAUUCCGAAAAUAACAAAUCGCGCAUGCGCUAUAGCAGAAAAAGUGAAGACGCGUUAGAUGUAAUUGCACGAGAAAAUGAACUUUAUGAUGAUGAUGAUAUGGAUACACCACGAGCAAUAGAAAUAACAUCGUCGAGGAAAGUAAAACAGUGGAUGAACAGUAAUAAAAAUUCUCACUCAGAGAGUGAAAUCAAAGCAUAAUUUAACUGCCCUUUACUUCUCCUCGUCGUAUGCAUUUUAUAACUUACUAUAAUAAAUUUCAUAUCGUACUUCGAGCUAGACUCUGAUUGAAUAGAUAUCAAUGGCAGGUUGGUGCUAGCGAAAAGUAGUAAAAAUGCAUUCUAUGACAGUUGGACAUAUGCAUAUAUAAAUCAUCUGCAAUUUUGUUUUAAAAAAUGGCGAAUACAUGCAUUCAGAGAGGACGUCUACGAUUUGUGCGUUAAUGUGAAGAAGUGAGUGUAAAUGCCAUACCUAAAAACUAUAUAUUUAUACGUUAACACUUCUCAGAUGAGCAAAAUGCAUGGAAAUAAAGUGAUGUAUUGUACACUGUUCACAGAUAGGACAGCUUUUGUGAUUAGCAAUCCUAGAACUGACCGCUCAUAUUACUUUAAAUCGGCAUAUGUUCCAAACCUUGUCCGUCCAGACAAAUGGAUAUUUGAACUUUUCGCUUUCUAUAACUUAUAAAAGAACUUACACUCAUUGGAACUGGAAUUAAUAGAAAAGUUAAUUUGAAAUGAAGGUAUGGAGAGUACAUAAUGAAAUAUAUACAAGCACGAUCGUGUAUAAAAAGGGAAGGUAACGGUUAAUUACUUCAAACACACACAGAUUAUUUAUACUUCAGCACAAAUUGUGUUUCAUCGCGUUUCAUGCCUUUAUACGAACUUUCUUUGAGGAGAAUGGACACAAACUAAUCAAAAAUGUUGACUUGAAAAAAAAAAUACAAAUUAAGAAAUAGUUAUACAGAUAUUCGCCAAAAGGGCACUUUUCUUUUGCAAGUUAUAUACCAUUCGAGACCAUUUUUAUGCAGUUUCAUAACUUGCAAGAUUAUUUGAAUACAAAUGCAUUACGGUUCGGUCAUUUACAAAAAAAACAAUACAUGGACGAAGAUCAACACAUAGUAAGUUGUGCAGCCGGCAAAGUGCGUGCAUUUAUUUGAUUAUGGUGAAUGUCAUAUGUACAUGUGUAAAGAGAUAUUCUAGUUUUAUUUGAAAAUGAGUUUAUGAGUUUCUUUUCUGUUACAAUUCAGCUUAUCAGUAAAAUCAGUUUUAGAUUUAAGGUGUCCUAUAAAUGUUAUAUAUUGAAUGUUUCUAGUAUUUAUUGGCAUCAUAGGCACAAAAAACAUUCAUGUAUGGAGCUAAAUGUGAACAUAUGUUCUGCUUCAAAGGAACUAAGACUUGCAACAUAUUUCAGUAAAGAAUCAUUUUGACAUAAUUUUGCAAAUUCAGCAAAAUAUCAGCUUUAAGAAACUGAUUUACUUACGAACAAAUACAAAAAUCGUAACCUUAAAUGGACUGUCCGUAACAUUUAUCGGACCGGUCACAACCAGUUCUUGAUUCUUGGUCUUAACUGUCACGUGCUAUUUUGAUCCCGUCUCUUGCUGUCGUCUGGCAAGGUUUCAUCUUCAACUUUCACAUAGCAGUUGUUCUUUCAGAUAAGUUGAACUUUUUAAAAGUACGGCCAUUUGACAUACAUUUACCUUUUCGGAAUGUAUUUUGCUAAUAAUGCUUCUAAAUUUAGAAAUUUUGGCAUUGUUUUUGUAAAACCUAUUGAAAGUGUACUUUUUGUCACCUUUUACACUUACUGACAUAAAAGAUAUUUAAGUUCUGCAGAUCCUAAUAAUUUUCUUGGCCUAUGUCCAUGUAGAUUUGAAAGGAAAAGACAUGUUUCUUUUUGGCCUGACAACCAUUACUUUUUUGUUAUUUAAAAGUGUUUUUUUUUCAUCAAAACUGCAUUCUAGCUGUCGUGGUAUAUUUCUUCAGAAAACGGUUGUUUUAACUGACCUGGACUUAUUAAGCCUUGUCCUGCUAAAUUUCUAUAAUGAACUUGUCCAUCUUUCAAUUUUGGCAGUACCAUUAACUGUUAAAAGGGGUGCAUACUAAAGAGAUACUGACUGAAUGGCGAACAGUGCAGACCAUGAUCAGACUGCACGGAUGUGCAGGCUGAUCUUGGUCUGCACUGAUCGCAAAGGCAAAAUCACUUGCCGCCAGCAUGCUAAGGGUUAAGUAAACGGGCAAAACUUUAUUUAUUUUCUUUUAUGCAGUGGUUUGGCAGACGCGAAACAGAAAGGUUAAUUCUAUUUUGCGUAGUUUGGAUUGUAAAUCUGUUAAAUGCGAUUACAUUAAGAAACAUUGUUUGACAAUAAUAAAUAAUAGAGGAUUGUACAUGAGUCACAACUGUGUAAUUCCUGCAGACGGGUAGUUGGUAUUUAGUUAUACAAGCAGUCGUUGCAAGGACAAGAGGUCAUUUAUAUAUGCACAUUCAGACAUUAAUCAUCUUUCCAAUAAACGUAUCCAAGUAGCAAUACUAUUGGCUGAGUUGUUUGGGUAUCGUUUGAUGCCUAGUCUGCUUAGAGUGAACCGAUCAGAUGAACAAGUUUUGAGUCAGGUUCUAUAAAAAGCUACACCAAUAUUUAUUGUGUUUCUGUUCUGAAAACAGCAACUGCACAUUAUUUGCGUGUAAGUGAACAUCACGUGAUUUCAGAGUCGUAUGCAUUAUACAUAAACGUUUUUUUUCAAUAUAUAGUUGUCUUAUAUAUAUUUUACCUCUUGUAUAUUUUCAUAGAUUCAGUAUUGUUUCGGGAAAAUGACAAAUCUUAUCAUAUUAUAGUAUUAUGUAAAAUAUUGAGUGCAAUUUCUACUUUAUUCUAUUUGUUAUCUAUAUACACUGUAAUGUCUCGUAAGAGAGAUUGAACUUACAGUGAUAAAAAUGUAAUUGUUGUAUAUUAUCGACAACAAAUAUCAUGUAAUGAUAAUGUGUCUUUGGUAUAUAUGUUGAUUGUUUGCAAUAUAAGUCGAAUGUGAUAUACAUGUGAUUCAAUGCAAAAUAAUCAUAAAUAAAUUGCUACACCUAU